Molecule: messenger RNA, 5280 nt
Organism: Polypterus senegalus (gray bichir)
Lineage: Eukaryota; Metazoa; Chordata; Cladistia; Polypteriformes; Polypteridae
Gene: lrrc75bb
Product: leucine rich repeat containing 75Bb
Exons: 5
Coding region: 218-1318 (366 amino acids)
Source: RefSeq, a predicted model, not a curated record
GACAGACACAGAUAGACAAGUGAAGAAGCGCAGUCGUGUCCUCUGCUUUCACUGAAGCAGUGGUCCUGUUCGAAGCUGCCGUGCAGAUUGCGGGCAGUAGCCACUCUUGCAGUCGUUCUGCGUUUUCUUUUUUUCACCGAGUGGAAGGCGAUUGGACGCCGCGAUACCCUUUUUGUCAAAGCUGCUACAUGAUACUAGGCUUCAGUGUCGUCCCAGGAUGGGCGCUAGGCUGAGCAGACGGAGUAGCUUGGAAGACGAGACAGAAUUUUCCAGGCGGAGGCGGCGGCGACAACAGAGCCCCCGGGGUGCGAGUAUGAGAGGCGGUGGUGAUUUCUUUUUUACGUCGCUGAUCCUGCGUUCCGAAAAGCUUCCGGGAAUCCUAAAGAAAAGCAGCCCGACACCCUAUAUGAGACGAGUGUCAUGGAUCCGGGAGAUCCAGGGGCUUUUAAGAGAGAGCAAGGCAGAGGAGGCGCUCGGCGUCCUCAAACUACUACGAAAGGAUUUGGGUCUAGAAGGCAGUUCUCUAAGUGAUGUUCUCUAUAAGAACACAGCAUUCCUAAACCUAGUGGAUCCCAUCUCUCAUGAGCUCCUGCUAGGUCUGGCACGGGACAUUCAGUGCCCAAAAAAGGAGAUUGACCCACUGCGGUCCUCUGAUAAGAUAUGCAGACAGCUGAUUUACCACCUAAGCCCACAUUCCAAAUGGCUGCGACAGAGCAUGCCACGAAGGAAAUCGCAGGCGUGCCUGAAAACAACUUUGCAAAAGAAAAUGGCCAGUGAUGCAAUCGAUUUGUCUGGGAUCCCCUUAUCCAUCCGGGAUGUUCACCGUAUAGGCUAUUAUGUGCAGAACAAUCGGGAUGGGAUUACUGUGGUUGACUUGAGCUUCACCGAACUGCAUGAUGACCACCUGCGUUUGCUCCUGCCUUUCUUUAGUUCCUUACCCAAACUGACUAACCUAGCUUUAAAUGGAAACUGGUUGACCUUGGCCAUUGUCAAAGAAUUGACCGAAGCCCUCAAAGAUGCAGGCAAGUUCCCUUGUUUGUCCUGGAUUGACCUGGGAAAUAACGUGGACAUCUUCACAAUGCCCCAACCCCUCCUGGUGGCAUUACGCAAGCGGUGCAGCUUGAAGAGCAGCCUACCCACCAUUUAUGAGUAUACAGAGGGACAGCCGUACGAUUACAAUCUGGAGACAUCUCUGGAGGAAUCCAGCCAGUUCGAGGAUGAUGAAGUCUUCAACAAUGAUGAAGAGGUUUCACACAUCUGGGUGACAUCGGAUAGAUGCAUGUCUCCUAGCCUUACGCUGCAGUGCUGUGAGAGGUGAUAGCUCUGCCAAGCCCUUGGUUUUGAACACUUAAAAAGUGUUCUCCUAUUUUUUUGACACAUGUAUCGGCACCUCUGAGUUAAGGCCAUACAUUUGAAAGCUUGUCCCAACACAGCACCCAUAAUUCAUGUCCUGAUUUAAUCCAGAGUAGCCAGUUACUUACCGUGCACCUGGAAACGAGACAACAUUUUACUGGCAGCCGAGAGGUUUUCAGAAUGAUGUCUUUCUUGCAUGGCAGCUGAAGAUUUCUAGUUAAGUAUGAGGACCGUUGGUUUGCUAUUAUUAUUUUUUCUUGUUUUAAAGGGCUUAUUCGCAGACCAUUUUGCAGAGAAGAGUAAAGUGUGCAAAUUUAGCUGUUAUGCCAAACUGACUGAACCACAUUUCUGCCCAGAAGCCUGUCAUAUGGGCCAUCCGCUCUGACUUUGUGUGUGUGUGUUUGUGCUAAACCUGCCAGCAAAAUCAGCAUCAGCAACAGAGCUGGCCGUCUUCAUAGCAGUCAGUGACGUCACUCGCACUUUGUAACCCUCGACCUGUCAUUACUAGUGUUCACUAGUGGAGAUCGUGUUUGAAUACAUACGUGAUGUUGUUUAUUGUAUGGAACACUGUGCAAAAAAAAAAUAUCUCGAGUCUUUCCUGCAAUUUAGAAUCGGACGUCUUGGAGGCUGGAGGAAACAGGGUGGGGGUUUGGGGGGGUUCUUCUUAUUAUUUUUUAAUCCAAUAAUUGUGUGCCAUUUGCACAUGAAACUGUGAAAAGCUCCUGGACCAGGUGAUAAAGUGAUAAAGCCUCCUUACUGCCAUGCAUUGCAUUUGAUAUUCUGUUUUCAAGGAAAUUGUUGAUAAUGCCAAAGGUGACUGAGAUGUUUCCAAAAUUACAUCAACAAGCUGUUACAAUCCCAAAGGAUUUUUUAAGACUGACUUGGUUUUUUUUCUUUGGUACUGUAGUUUGUGUUUCGUGCAUUUAAUGGAGGACCCUUGCUUCCUGAUGAAACUUCUCUUUAGAGCUUUUCCUCAGAAUGGAGGUGCUUUUUAAGUUGUUGGUGCCACACUGAGGGCAGCGUGCAGUCUGAAGGUUUCUCGAGUAGUAAUGACUACAGGCCCAGUUCUGCCGGUCGUGCAAAGGGUGCAGGCACGAAGGAGGCCAGGCCCGUCCUCAACAAAACGCAGGCUCGGCGCAGGACUUGUCUUUUCCCGUCGAAUGUCGGUAACUUGCUUCAAUGAAAAACGGGCAAAUCACAACACGUGAAUUGUGGCAGCUCAAGUACACAGCGCAUCAAUCAAAAGGUUUUGUAGUGUUCAGUGUUUUUUUCUACAAUCUGUUAUUGUUAAAAGCGCAAGUUUAAAUAAUUUUGGAAGUUCAAUUCGUUAGUUUUCUUCUACCUACGAAGACAUUUUCUUGAAUUGUUUUUUUUUUUUUUUUACAUUAAGGAAAUAACGAAAAUUUUUAAUUUUAAAUACACUGGUUUAGAAAACAAGUGAAGGUACUAUAGGGUGAGGGGGUGGCUGAAAUUAAAUGGCAUGAUGGCAGCUUCAUGUCUAGAACCGGACCUGCUUUGGAGCAAAUUAGAUUUUCUUAUUUUUUUUUUUUUUGGCACUAGGAUUGUGAUGAGCAUUGGCCUUUUGAGAUGAUGACAGUAUCUGCGUGAGGCCACCUUUCAGUUUGUUGUUAAAAGAAUGGUGAGGGUGACUUUCAUGAAAUCUCGGCAAGUUGCCAAUGGUCUGUCUGGCACGUACUGAAAAGGGGUCCCCGCGGCCUGCCUCGUAAGAUGCUGCAUUAUGCAUACCAUGGAUUUACAGGGAAAAGGCCGGAACUGGAUUCAUAACUGCAACAGAAAUGAAAACCAAGAUGAGCCCGGGAUGCCACGUCUGAUACACACGUCUUUGUUUGGUGUGUGUUUGCCUGGCCUCCAUCUAGUAAAAAGCAAAGCCUUUUGUGGUAACACAUGCAAGUUUAAUCUAUGCAUAGAAUGUUUGAGGUGCGUCAUGGCAGUGUGCUGUUGAUUGGCAGGGCUUCUGAUAGUUUGUAUUUGAUGUCCUUCUAAGAGGUGUAAGCGGUUUUGCUGGUGUGCCAGAAGUGCCACCAGAUGACCGAGAGAUUAAAAGAGAAGACAAAAAGUCCAUCUCUAAUAUUGAAUGUAUUUUUGGUUAGGACAUGACCUUUUUUUUUUUUUUUUCCCUGCCUACAGUAAGUUUUUCUUAAGCUGUGUAUUUGGUGGGCACCUGGUGUUGUACCCACUUUAAGUGACUUUUUAUGUAGGUUACCUGUCUUGGCCAUUUUCUUGGGUUACUCUACAUUGUGAUUUGCACUGAGAAGAGUGAUGGAAAUCCCUGGGAAUGUCCACCAAACUCACUGAAGGGAAUUUGUGUGGAUGAUGAAUGAAUGUAUAGGGGGGUUUGGGGAUUGGGCGGGGUCGGGUAUAUAAAGAAGUGACACUUGCAAUGCUUUGACUGUUAUUAGUACUAUCUGUCCAAGCAGAUAAGUCAACACUAGGCUUCCUGAAUGAAUCUCUGAAUGUCUGAGUGUUAAUGGCUACUUGGUUGUGUCUUUGUUGUGCAGGGUGAGAGGUGGAUAACGGCGAUUUGAAAUGAAGACUUCCGUACUGCUGGCUUUGCUGUAUAAACAAAAGUGAAUGGCUGCGUGACCUGAUGGUGACUGUGGAGGAGCACUUAGCUUUCCCUGCACGCUGUUCGUGUACGUCUUGACGCUGUCUGCUAGUGUUGAUUUGAGGACACAGUCAGUAUAAUCCAUCUGAUUGUACUGAUAUUUAUUCAUCUCCCUGUUUUUUUUUUUGUUUUUUUUCCCAUUCCCAUUUUGGUGCCUGCCCAGGUUGGGUUCUCCCACACACCUUCAUAAAUGUUCUUUUUUCGUCUUGAUCACUGGCGUGCUGGAACCUUGAGUCCGAUUUAGAAAUGGUGUCAUUCACCCUGUUAACAACUGGAUGUCUCUUCCAUUACCCAUUCAUUGCUGUUGGCUUAUUUUUUGCUUGAUGGACGGUUUCCUCUGACUGGUUUUGUUUCCGUUUUCUGUUCCAUCCUGACUGAAGGUACACGUCAACUUCUCUCACAUUUGGACACUAACAUAACCACUCCAUAAAAUCUGUGCCUACCAGAGCCUGUUCAGCACAUCUUGUCAUUUUGUCCUGGAGAGUUGACUUUUGUUGUUUUUCUUUUUCUGGAAGACUUUUUCCAGAUUUCUACGGAUUAAAACUCCACGAAUCCUUAAUAUUGGUGUGCAGCAAAUUAUUUUGUGUCUGUGCUUCACUGCCAUGUUUUACAACUGUUAGACACUGCUGUGCAUCAAGAAAUGAAACGCCACUGCCAAUAACCGCUGACUCCUUGUGACCACUUCAGUCCAGUCCAAAAACAAGCAGGCACCUUAGUGGCCUUGAGUGACUGACUCGAGUAACCGAUCAUCUUGUGACCCCUUAGUCCUGAGCGGGUUACAAACCGAUUAUUUCUUAGCACAUUGACACUAAGCUCGUCUAUUUUUCCCCAACUAGCAAUGUCAUUCAGGAUGAGAUUCAAGUGAUCAGACCUGGCAGUGCACGUGUGUUCAUCUCGCAGUCGACCUCCUAAGCAAUGUGAUUUGGUUGAUGUGCAGCUCAACUGUACGUAGUCCUAGUGUGCUGCUAUGCUGCAAAUAUUCACCAAGAUGUACUGUGCGUCUCCUGUUGUCUGUGUGUCACACCAUUGCGCCUCACCCAAAAAUCACAUCACCAUAAAGAUGUUUGUACAUUUAUAUGCUGUAUCUUCAAAUCAUCCCAGUAGUGGGAACGUGAUCACCUACUUCUAGGACUAGAUAGUCGCCAUGUCUAAAAGGGUGAAUGUAACUGGGGUACUUUAUUCUGAGACUUUUCUAUGUAUAUUUGAAGCUUUCCCUCUUUUGUGUCUGCUGAAAUUGUACAUUCUUUUAUGUAAAUACACUUAUUGUGUUUCUACUGUGUUCAAUAAACCGAUCAAACCUC